UUACGAGGUGCAGGUGUCAGUGAGUGAUGUGACAGGCCCCUCAGUGGCCCUCAACAUCAGCGUGCACCUCCUGCACCUCAGCAAGCAGGAUGUGACGCAUGCCUUGCCUGUCGAGGUCGCGGUCACCUCAGCUCACCUCAUCAGCAAGGACGGCAACAAAAGCCUAUUGGACAGGCUUUUAGAAAAGCUGGAACUUUGGGCGAACGAUUUUACGAAUGAGGUUGAAAGUGCGGACUCGGAGGCAGCUCCAUGGAGCGUCAAGACCGUCUCCAUACAAGAGGUCUACAGAGAAGCUGGCUCCAAAUCUGGAGUCAGAGUUUGGUUGUCCAUUCCACCCACCACACAACCAAGCCUUGAGAUGUUGUUGUAUAGGAGCAGACAUAAGAUAGGCAGUGAGCUGAAGAUGGACGUGACAGCGAUAGGCGUGGGCAGUGUAGGCCUAUGUGCUAAGAACCUCGGUGGCUGUAAGUGCUGCUGUCAAGACAAGAUCAUCGUCGGUGAGAACUACGUGCUCGUGGACUCGAUCACAUCUGUCCACGUGGGUCCAACAGUACACGUGAUUCCUUAUUGCGGAUGUUCAAAGGAGAACAAAUUACUCCCAGCGGCUGGACACUCGAAUGAUUCACAGGCUAAUAAAAUUACCCCAAAUCCGCGACUCAAAAACGAGCAAAAUUUUGCGCCGGCCGCACACGCUGUCGUCGGUGAAGAACCUCCGCCUUCCUGCCGUCCUGAGUCCUGUCUUAAUGGGGGACGCUGUGUACCGGGACGUGAUUUGUCUGUACAGUGUAUAUGUCCUACGCAUACAUAUGGACCACGGUGCAAGAUAAUACAUAGGGAGUUCAACGUCUACGGGGCUCACGGGGAGCCUCCAAAUCUCAUUUCUUGGGCAUGGCUGCCGAGCCUGCCGACGUGUUCACAUUUGCAUAUCAGCCUGCACGUUCUCACCAAGAACCUGCACGGUCUGCUGCUCUACACCAGCAGUUCUGAUUUGAAGAAUUUGAAUAGUUUUUUGGCUUUGCAAAUAACCAACGGCAGGCCUCAGAUUAUGGUAAAAUUAGGUUCCAGUGGAUGGACGUCAACUGCAACGCUUAAUGUCACCGUACACGACAACACUUGGCACAGACUUGACCUGCUAUGGAGGAAUACCGACCCAUUACAGCUAGGAUGA
Messenger RNA from Hyalella azteca, 1168 nucleotides. RefSeq names its product putative neural-cadherin 2. The record is from RefSeq and is a predicted model, not a curated record. The annotation marks the transcript as partial. The transcript is spliced from 4 exons. NCBI's taxonomy places the organism in Eukaryota, Metazoa, Arthropoda, Malacostraca, Amphipoda, Hyalellidae.